CCUUAACUGCGUUGGUCCCAUCAUAUCUGUCACACAGUCCAUUUAUAGCCCAGAGUUUGGCUGCGCGCUGCAGGUCAGUGCCUCCGUCCAGUCAGUUCCACGCAGAGCUUCCUUUGCCCCGGAGGGACCACGGCCACGGGGGGUCGGGGAGGACGGCCUGCUUCGGGAGAGGGGUUGGUGGGUGGUGGGAGGUAGUUGUGAUGCUGUAAGGGGGACUGAUGGAUGUGUGACGUUGGCGAAUUGCAGCAAUUGGCAAACUGUACGUGAGGAGAGACCAGCCAGGACGCACUGGAUACAGCAGAUUUGAGGAGGGAAGGCAAGUGGAGGAAGGGGGUGGGGGGACACGACAGAGGUCGAAAAAAAAUCAUCAACAGGGAGUUGGAUGGACGCGAGGGGACAGAGAGCAGGGGACAGGCUCUAGAACCAUCAAGGGUCCCAUCAAGAGGUCUGGUGUCUGCACCAAAUCAGCUUCAGGGAUGUAGUCGAAGCGGCUUAGAGCUCAGCCCAUCCGAGCUCAUCAUCAUGAAGAAACACUCCGCAAGGGUUGCCCCGCUGUCCGCCUGCAACAGUCCGGUGCUCACCCUCACCAAAGUGGAAGGAGAAGACCGCGCCAGGGAGAAUGUGGUGGGCACUACAGACGCACAGUCGGCUGGCAGUGCGGCAGGAGCAGAGUCUGGCUCCAGCAGACGGAAGCUCCACUGCUGCAUCAGAGUAACAACCGUACAGGUGCGGAAGGCCCUGUGGGGAGUCGCCAUGGUGAUAUGCGUGUGCUCAUCUUGGGCAGGCUCCACCCAGCUGGCCAAGCUGACCUUUAGGCAGUUUGACGCCCCCUUCACCCUCACCUGGUUUGCCACCUCCUGGAACUGCCUCUUCUUCCCCCUCUAUUACAUUGGCCACCUGUGCAAGAGUCCAGAGAGGCAGACGCCCAGACAGAGAUUCAGGGAGUGCUGUAGGUUUUUCGGGGACGACGGGCUGACACCUAAGGUGUUUUUCACCAAGAUAGCGCCCUUUGGCCUGCUGUGGAUCCUCACCAACUACCUGUACCUGCAGGCCCUCAGGAAGAUCAACACAACAGACGUGUCAGCGCUUUUCUGUUGUAACAAGGCCUUCGUCUUCCUGCUGUCUUGGAUUGUACUCAGAGACCGCUUCAUGGGGGUCAGGAUCGUAGCUGCUAUCUUGGCCAUAGCAGGCAUUGUAAUGAUGACCUAUGCUGAUGGAUUCCACAGCCACUCAGUCAUCGGCAUUACUUUUGUGGUGGCCUCUGCUUCGAUGUCAGCGCUCUACAAGGUGCUCUUCAAGAUGGUACUGGGCAGUGCCAAAUUUGGAGAGGCUGCACUCUUUCUGAGCAUUGUCGGAAGCGCCAACUUUGUUUUCAUCAGCUUUGUGCCGGUCAUCCUGUAUUUUACACAUGUGGAGUACAUCGGCUCACCUGAAGACAUCCCCUGGGCCUACUUCUGUGGGGUUGCAGGCCUGCUUUUCGCUUUCAACGUCCUGGUGAACUUUGGCAUUGCGAUAACAUACCCAAAAUUAAUUUCCCUUGGCAUCGUCUUAAGUGUUCCUGUAAAUGCCAUGGUGGACCUCUACACAUGUGAAAUAAAUUUCAACACAGUGCGUCUCAUCGCUGUGUUCAUCAUCUGCCUGGGUUUCCUCAUGCUGUUGUUACCGGAGGACUGGGACCAGUGCAUCAUCCAGCUCAGCACAAAGCUGCGCAAACGUGACGAGCCAGCAGAGGGCAGCGGAGAGGCCGGGGCCACCACAGGGCUCAACUGGAGAGGGAGAGCCAGGACCUCCAUGUCAACAUUUGCACAUUGACUCCAUGAAAUAUUAACAUGCAAACACACACACACACACACACACACAAGGAGGGAGACACAUAAACACCUCUUAGUGUUGAUGUCGGGACAUUUGACCUGCCUGGUGACCUGCCCUCUCUUUCACGCAGCUCCCUGAGUGAAAAAAGUAUUUUAGGCUACCCUCUGAUCAGUAACAUUACAGCCAAGAGGGGAGAUGCAGGAGGCACAGACUGUACCAUUCAUUUGGUGUCCAUUCUACUCAGAUGUAUCCGAGUUGGUGCAUGGACUCAUAUCAACUGUAAUCCUUCUUACCCCAAAAGAUUAGCAGGUAUAACUGAUUGAGUCAUGUAUUAAUUUUGCUGUACCUCUUAAUCAUUCCAUUCACUACAUCCUUGCGCCUGGGAAGACUUGCCAACUUGCCUGAUAUUUUUCAGCUCUGAGAAAAAAACUUUUUGAGGCAGGCCUAACACCUUGUGGACUUGCUGUCUUUAACAUGUACACAUUUACACACCUUUAAAAUCCAAAGAAGAAUGCCUAACAUGCUGAAUGCCUGAAAACUAAAGGGAGGCCCACAGUGGCGUCCCUCAGGUGUAAACUUAAUGACAAAUACCUGCCUUUCAUGCACUGUACAUAGCUGUGUUUCACACCUUGGAUGUCCUGGAGCUGUGGACCCAAUGGGCUCAUCUGGUGUGAAGGGACCUGUCUGGACAUCUGAGGAUCAAUCUGAGCUGAAGAAGCUUUCACAACACCUCACUCUGUUCAUCCUGAGAGAAAGAGGUCAGGUCCUUUUUGACCACACUGAUGCCCCCUGUGGUUAUGUGCUUUCCUGGGGCUAAACUCCCACUGUCAAUGCUGACACCCAUUGCUCAGGCCCACAGUUUAUUCACGAGAGCUCUAAAACCAGUAUCUUAAUUGCAAAAGCUUUCAAUGCAUGAGAUGGUUGAGAUUUGUUUGUCAACAAGUGUGAGUGCUUUCAGUCCAUCCAUAAAGCACUUGCCUCACAUUUUCUGUUGCCGAGACACUGGCAGCAAACAGUAUUAACAUUUUAUUAACCAAGCAAUACAGGUAAUACAUGUAUUCACAUGUAUUGUCAUUCAAAUUAUAUUAAAUGUGAUUUUUUUCCACUGUCCAUUAGCUGUUCAAACUAUUAAGUAACCCACUUUCACAAUUAAUGCUUCAGGUAUCCCAAUCUUUGGAUGGACUAAAAGCACUAACAGCUUAUGUUAUAAGACAGACAGGCUUCAUAAAAAAUACCCCUUUAAUAACUUUGAACAUCAACCAUAGUUAUCACUGAGCCUCCCUUUGAAUUCCUAUGACAUUUAACUUUCUACGGCAAUUAACAAUUAAAUUGUUUUUUUGUUUUUUUUUUUGGUCCCUGAAGAAAAAAACAGACAGUAGAUGAAAACCAUCUCACUGUAGGCUUGAGGAGAGGUGUGUUGACACACGAGAAUGGCUCGCAUUUGUCCACCUCUGCUGUUUGUCAAAAAAAGUCUUACUGUAUCUGUUUUCAUUAAAUCACAUUUCUGAGGCAAGUUAACAACCGAGAUGAACCUGAGAGCAAAUGAGGCACGCACCUUGUAAAGCGAAUGGUGGAAACUCUGCCUUGUUGUGAAUGUAUGAACAUCACUCGACCACACAUGCUCGCUACCUGCUAUCUGUUUUUUACAAUGCCACCACAGACUGCUGCAGAGAGACUCUUUAAUACUGUCCUUCUUGUACUCAUCUGACCGAGUUACAUUUUUUUGGAACACACUCUUGACGCAUCGUACAGGACUUUUUAUAUUUUUGCAUUUGGUUGCUUACUAACCUUGAGGGGACAAUGAGUGACAUCUGCAGGAUGAGCAUGCACAUACUGUAUGAGCAGAUACAGCUGACAAGUCCACUUCACUGCCUUUUCUUUGUUUUGCAAUAGAGUACAAUAGCACUGUUUCCCAUUGUCAUUCUCUAUGACAAUAAAUAAUAAUAUUGUAUUCCUCUGGAAUUAUUGCUAGACAUAAAUGUAAACCUUUGUAAGGAAUGAUGAUUUUUACACUGAGAUGCAACAUAUGAUUAUCACAUUUGAGGAAGAAAUAUUUAGAGCGUGAAUGAAUGAUGGGUUCAUUAGAUCUACUGUUGGGUGUCUUCAAGUGUAAUCACAUGUACUAUAUAAAAGACUUCUUUUCAAUA
Messenger RNA from Siniperca chuatsi (mandarin fish), 3959 nucleotides. It is a transcript of the gene slc35f3b, whose product is annotated as solute carrier family 35 member F3b. Gene Ontology annotation, cellular component: membrane. Lineage: Eukaryota; Metazoa; Chordata; Actinopteri; Centrarchiformes; Sinipercidae. Bases 523 to 1812 code for a protein of 429 amino acids. The record is from RefSeq and is a predicted model, not a curated record. The transcript is spliced from 7 exons.